ACACAUUUAGAAUUUAGCUGGCCAUUAUUUUUAUAUGAUUGGCAACCUUGCUGUCCGCUGUCAAUUCUUUAAUUCAAUUGUCAGUUGUCAAAUUGUUUACACAUGUCGUUUGCACCAUAUUAAAUAGUUUUAAAAGUUAAUUAAUCUUUUCAUACGUAAUUUAUAAACUAUUAACUAUUAAGUAUUAGUUAGAACAUAUUAAGUAGUAUAAAAAUUCAUUAAAUUUACGCACCAUGUCCGAAUCAGUGGAAAAACACAUGGAGUCUAUGACUGAAGAAAUUGAGGAAAUGAGGAGAAUAAAAUUGUUUUCUGUAGAGGAAACUAGGGCAAUACUUAAAAAGAGAAAACAUUACGAAUACAAGAUAAAUGGAGUGUCGAAAAAUCUACAAGACUUUAAAAACUAUAUCCAGUAUGAAAAAAUUCUUCUUAGGGACAUUAAAGUGAGGAGAAAUAAAUAUCGAGUGGCUGAUAGGAAGAACAGUAUCGAAUUUAAAAUUUUAAAAAGAAUAAAGUACUUGUAUGAAAUAGCCCUGCAGAGAUUUUCAAAUGAUUUUGCAUUGUGUUUAUCAUAUUUUAAAUUUUGUAAGGAAUUCAACUACAAUAGACCUGCGUCCCUUGUUAUACAAAAUAUGAUAAAGAAUUUUUCUCAUAAUCCGGAAGUGUGGCAAGUUGCAGCAGCGUGGUAUAUUAAGACAGAUUUAAACCAGGCUUUAAACGUGAUACAUAAAGGAUUAAUGAUCCAUAAAAAUUGCCAACUGCUUUAUAGAGAAGCUAUACAGUUGGAACUCUUAAAUAGAGAAAAAGACGAGUGGGCGAAAGAUGUAAAACUGCCCAAAUCCAAGGAUGAAUUAUGUUGUGAUAAAAUUAAUACUUAUAUUCAAUCCAUUUUCAAGAAUAUUUUGGAUUAUAAUUUUUUGUUGGAGAUAUUAAAAAUACUUGAACAACAUAAUUUUACCAGCGGUGUGCAAAACACAAUUAUUGCUAGACUAUUAGAAUGUUAUUGUGAUGAAGAGCUUGUGUGGCAUACUCUAGCCCAAAGAGAAAAAAAUGGCUUCCAUUUUGGUGUUGUCGAUGAGGCAAUAUUGAAAUCGACAAAGUUUUGUUUGAACAGAAGUUUCCAGAAAUACGAGGAAGGCCUGUCAAAAAUAUCCGAACAAAAAAAAGCAGCGUUAUGGACUUUGUAUUUGGAUUUCUUGAUAGAGUUGCAGCAAGAAAACGAUGUGGCGGCUAUAAUAAAAAAGAACAAACUUUUAUCUGCCCUGGAAGCUGCAAGUAAACAGAUUCCUUUGGAAGAAAAAUAUUUUAUUGUUUGGGCUAAGCUUACAAACAACGAGGCAGAGACGGUUAAAGUUAUAGAAAAAGGACUGGCAACAGCCCCAAGUUCUAUAGAAUUGUGGAAAUUGAGGUUAAGGUGUGCCAUUAUUAAAGACCAUGUAAAGGACGUCAAUCAAAUAUUUAACAGAGGACAGUUACAGUUAAAAGAAAAAUCUGCCCCUCUAUGGAUAAUGACCCUUAGAUAUCACACUUUAACAUCUGGCAAUGAAGUACUAGAACUAAUUUAUAAAGGCGGGAUCGAGCAACCUAAAGAGAUUUCCGAUAUCUUCAAACCGGAAUAUAUCGAAUGGCUUGCAUUGUGUAAGGGGAUUAGAAACGCCAGGAAAGCAUAUAAUUUAUUAGCUCAACAAAAGCCAUAUUGCAAAGAAUUACACAACGCCAUGUUUAAAAUCGAAUCAUUAGAGAUGGAUCAAGACGUCGACGAAAUGGAAAAUGUUCUUAAAUUAGCAUGGGAACAGUUUGGGAGCGAAGAUAUUGAAGUAUCCAUAAAUUAUAUACAAUUUUAUCUACAGAACCACAAAACAUUUGAGGACAAAAAUCCUUCUUUCGACGUUAAUGACAAAAUUUUAGACAUUUAUAGAAAAACUGUAAGCAGAUUAGAACAGUGUAACGAUCCAUUGUUGUUGUCCAAUUUUAAGGAGAAGUAUGAUUCAGUAAGAAACUCAACGGAUAUUUAAGGUACACGAUUGUUUUGUAAAUAAUAUAAAUAUUUUUGGAUACGAAAAUCUUUAAAAAAUUCGUAAUAGUGAUGCAACCUACGUGAUAAUAAUGUGUGGUUACCAGAUAUUUCUCUCAACAUUACUACUUUGGUAUUAUGGUAAUCUGGUACAGUUAAUUUUUGUAUGAGGUAAAGAAAAUUAGUGUUAAAAUAUGAUCGUCUGGGAUUUUUUUACUAGUAAAAUGAUAAUGGGUAUGUAUGUGUGAAAAAUUGUAUAUUUCUAAACUUCGAAGGCUUUGCACAUUUUACUGAUUUGAAAUCAUAUUGUCGCGGAUUUUGGUAGGUCGGCGGUUGGGCGCCAUGUGGGACGAUUCUGGCUGCAAUUGUGAAUCUGAAUGAAUUGUAGACUUUUCUUGAAGAAUUGUUACGGGUACUCAAAACAUGGGCGAAAUAGUACAUGCUGCGCCAAUUUGUUGCAUAAACAAACAUCGCCAUAUUUUAACAAACUUUUUUUGUCUCUUACAAAAGUGAUUUUUACCUAUCAAUGGACACCUGUACAUUGUGUAUUUGUUUUUAGUUAUCUCCUCUUAAUUGUAGAUAUUUUAAAAUAAAGGUGAACACUAUUAUUCCAUCCA
This is a messenger RNA of Anoplophora glabripennis (Asian longhorned beetle), 2628 nucleotides long. Its product is annotated as U3 small nucleolar RNA-associated protein 6 homolog. NCBI's taxonomy places the organism in Eukaryota, Metazoa, Arthropoda, Insecta, Coleoptera, Cerambycidae. Gene Ontology annotation, biological process: maturation of SSU-rRNA from tricistronic rRNA transcript (SSU-rRNA, 5.8S rRNA, LSU-rRNA). The coding region runs from base 234 to 2012 and encodes 592 amino acids. The record is from RefSeq and is a predicted model, not a curated record. Gene Ontology annotation, cellular component: Pwp2p-containing subcomplex of 90S preribosome; small-subunit processome. The transcript has 5 exons. Gene Ontology annotation, molecular function: protein binding; snoRNA binding.